AGAAAGAGAGAGCGAGAGAGAAAGAGAGAGAGAGAGAGAGAGAGAGAGAGAGAGAGAGAGAGAUCUUGGACAGAAGUAGCCAGCUAGUUACGCUAAGUGAAUUUUGACACGACAGAACGCGGCGUUUUAGACUGUCACUUUCUUCUCUUUGGAUCCCUCUCGUCCGGCUCCAAAAACACCACGUCGUCUCCAGCUUGAAAACUCAAAAAAGGCGUUCGCAUCAGCUGGCAUGAGCUAACCGACCAGACAUGGAGACAAAACCUUUCUUGUCACUGGGAUUCCUGAAGCCCCAGUGCUCUCUAGCAUCCCCGCCCCCCCAGCGAGGAAGACCUGGGGAUGCCUGCUCCUGUUUCACCGGCAUGUGCCCCCUUCACCAGCGUCGGCUGUCCACAGAUGGACAUGUGCCGUCCUCGCCCCUGGGGUCCCCCACGUCCAACCGGGGGAUGCACCCGUCGCUGCUGAGCCCCACCUCCAUGGGCGGCCCGGGAUCCCUGCACUCGCCCAUCAGCACCCUCAGCUCCCCCAUCAACGGCCUGGGCUCCCCCUUCUCCGUCAUCAGCUCCCCCAUGGGACCCCACUCCAUGUCCAUACCCUCCCCCGGGAUGGGCUACGGACCCAGCCUCAGCCCACAGCUCAACUCCCCCAUGAACUCGGUGAGCAGUUCGGAGGACAUCAAGCCCCCUCUGGGACUGAACGGGGUGAUGAAGGCGCCAGCUCAACCCUCCGGCACCCCGCUGUCCCUCACCAAGCACAUCUGUGCCAUCUGUGGAGACCGGUCUUCAGGCAAACACUACGGGGUGUACAGCUGCGAGGGCUGCAAGGGCUUCUUUAAGAGGACGGUGAGGAAGGACCUGACCUACACCUGCCGCGACAACAAGGACUGCAUCAUCGACAAGCGCCAGCGCAACCGCUGCCAGUACUGCCGGUACCAGAAGUGUCUCGCCAUGGGCAUGAAGAGAGAAGUUUUGUUAAACGCAGCCGUCCAGGAGGAGCGCCAGCGGGCCAAGGACCGAAAUGAGAACGAGGUGGAGUCCACCAGCAGCGCCAACGAGGACAUGCCCGUGGAGAAGAUCCUGGAGGCGGAGCUGGCCGUGGAACCCAAGACGGAGACCUACAUCGAGACCAACCUGGGCGUACCAUCCAGCUCGCCGAACGACCCGGUCACCAACAUCUGCCAGGCGGCCGACAAGCAGCUGUUCACCCUGGUGGAGUGGGCCAAGAGGAUCCCGCACUUCUCCGAGCUCCCGCUGGACGACCAGGUCAUCCUGCUGCGGGCAGGGUGGAAUGAGCUGCUGAUCGCUUCGUUCUCGCACCGCUCGAUAGCGGUGAAAGACGGCAUCCUCCUCGCCACGGGGCUCCACGUCCACCGCAACAGCGCCCACAGCGCAGGGGUGGGGGCCAUCUUCGACAGGGUGCUGACGGAGCUGGUGUCUAAGAUGCGAGACAUGCAGAUGGACAAAACAGAGCUGGGGUGCCUGAGAGCCAUCGUCCUCUUCAACCCAGAUUCCAAAGGCCUGUCGAACCCGGGGGAGGUGGAGGCGCUGAGGGAGAAGGUGUACGCCUCUCUGGAGGCCUACUGCAAACAGAAGUACCCCGACCAGCCCGGGAGGUUCGCCAAACUGUUACUGCGGCUCCCGGCCCUGCGGUCCAUCGGGCUGAAAUGCCUGGAGCACCUCUUCUUCUUCAAGCUAAUAGGGGACACGCCCAUCGACACCUUCCUCAUGGAGAUGCUGGAGGCGCCGCACCAAAUGACGUAAUCGGGCCCGGAGCACCGCCCCCCUCCCCCCCCCCCCCUCCCCCGGGAGGGCGGGAGCUGCCCCCUCCUCCUCCCCGACAGACUGAUGACAUCUGAUUGACAGAGACACGGAAAAGCGCGCAGUAAACUCCCCCCUUGGUUUCCACGCGUGUUUUUAAAGAGAAAAGGAAAAGAAAAGAAAAAAAGAGUCAAGCUCAUUACGUCUAUGGGUCUGUUUUAUACUUUGUAUAAAUAUAUAAAUGUGUAGCUCAUGAAAAAAAAACGAAAAAGAAUGAACUGAAACGCGACAGACAGAGAGACAGACAGACAGACGGACGGUAAAAUAUAUCAAGCCAUUGUUUUGUUUUUGUUUUUUGUUUUUUUUUUUAAAAAAAAAGAAGAUUUUAUGGGAGAGAUGGGAUGAAAGGCGUGGGUAUGUUUGCGGGUUCGUCGUAUGCGGCACGUUGAUCAUGGGAUAGUCGGCGUGGUUACGGGACAAUCGCGGCACUCUGUGGUGGGGAGGGCGAGCUGGUGCCCCUCACUUGUUUCGGGGGGGCGGGGGGGGGGGGGGGGGAUGCCGCCUCAGAUCCAGGAGUUGGAAGGAGAGUAUUUAUAUCUGGGAGGGGAGCAGGGGAGGGGGGGUCACCUCUCUUUCGGAAACAGAAAUCCAGCCGUCAGCGAGCCGGAAGCUCUGCCCCGUCCCCCAUUUUGGACGCCAUUUUGACGCCCCCUGGUGGAGGUAAAUUUUGUAAACGCGCAGGUGUUUUACUACAGUAAUACUGUUCCUGUGCUCCGCGGUGUACCACAGGGAACCGCCAUCACAGUCCCCCCCCUGUACUCGUGGGCGGGGCUUGAGGACUCCCAUUGACAGUACCAGAUAGUCCCGCCUCCUGUGACCCCUCCCCCGGCCUCUAAGCCCCUCCCACUGCAGUGCUAUCUGCCUCCACGCUGCUCGGCCACCCCCACGUGGGCGGGUCUUACAGCAGCAUAACUUAUUACAGUAUAAAUGCAACCAGAUUCAGUAUUGAUGGUAUUCAUUUUUACAAACUGUGCAAUUCCUUCCUCAUUAUUUAUCCACAGCUCAGCUCAGCUCAGCUCGGCUGAGUUCAACUCACCUCAGUUUGGCUUAGUUCGGCCUAGUUCAGCUCAGCUCACCUCAGUUCAGUUCAGUUCAACUUAGAUAAACUCAGUUCAGAUCAGCUCGGUUCAGCUCUGCCCAGUUCAGUGCAGUGAUGUCCUUGCUGAGUAGCUAUGGAGACAGAUGCAGUACUCGUUCGGUAGAACCUUUUCUAACAAAGAGGAAAUGUACGUUCUCUUUUUCUUAGCACUUAAAAUCUCCACUCAAAGGGGAAAGGCUCCAGCAUCCAAAAUUCGGAUGAGGAACACUCGGGGUGGGUUUGGGGAGGGGAGGGGUGGGUUGGGUUGCCAGGAAUUCACGGUAGGCACUUCCUCUGGACAAAACCACACCCUCGUUUAAAAAAGUUUUAAUGCUUUUCAGAAGAAAAAAAAAUCUGUAAAUCUAUUGUGUCCCUCCCUUCUCAGCUGUUUUUUUAUUUUUAUUUUAUUUUUUUAAGUUCUGCUGUUGUUGUUAAACUAUGCAUCCAGCAUUUCCAAAGACUGUCCACCAUGAGGUUUUAAUGUGAAGAUGCCAGGCCAGAGAGUCUUUAGGGUUGUCAACAUUUGAAUGGAGACCAGGCGUAGCAGCAGGGUCCCACUGGUGCGACCGGCGCUAUCUAGAGCCAAUGGGAAAGCCGUUGCUUCCCCCUGGUGGAGGAAACAUGGCAUUGCAACACUACUUGAAUUUUUAAAAACCAGUAUUUAAUCAGAGAUGGCACUUUCAAAAACUUUUCCAGUGAAUUUCAUUCUUCUGUCAGAAACUAAAAUCAAUUUAAAAACACCAUUUAAGGACGAGAAAAAUGAGCAAUAAUCUGAACUAGAAUUGGUCCUUCAAAAUGUAUUUAAAUAUAUGCACUUGUCUCUGUGUCAUAAACGGUUCUUCGUUGUGUUCUAGCAUUUAGCUGACCUCCGCUGACAGUCAGCCAUUUCAGAACUGAAUAGUGUUGGCAGCCAUUUUAACCGGCCGCAGUCUGGUUCAAGUCAACUGUGAGGACCGUAAAGUCUCAACCACCUUUAUUUCUUUGCAGGAUGUUAGUUUGUUAAUUUUUUGGGUUCAGCACCCCACAGUUAAGUCAAAGUCCAUUGAGUUUAGAGAGUGGGGAACCACAGCCCUCUGGAACCACGUUGGGACAGGUUGGCUUGCCUUUGGUCUCUAUAGCAACACAUUCAGCUAAAGGAUGGAUUCAAUCAAAUGGUAACAUUGCUUGUCCUCACAAUCAAUAAGUGAAACAAAAUGUUUCUCUCUUCGACACAACGGCUGCUCAAGUGAAAAAACAAAAUCUGUGUGAAUCACAAGUCAAAAUUUGCCAAAUUUAAUUUGCUGAGAUCAUAAUUGGGUGUGAUGGGCAACACUAACGUAGGUGAUGUUCUACAGAAUCAGAUUGAAAACCAACAGCCUUUGGUUGCUUGGAGGACCAGGAAUGUCCACACCCAUUUUGAAAUUAGAAGUUCUUGACAAACUUCUUGACAAAAUAUACGUUUGACCUUAUGAGCUCUCUCUGUUUUUUGAACUUAAUUUAAAGUGAGAUUUGCUGUUUAGAUCUCUUGAGAAUGGCACCUUAAAAAAAAAAACUUUUCCGCAAUAGCAUAACUGUCAGCUGUUUCCCUAAUAUCCCUGAUGUGUUUCACAAAGGACCAGAUUUUCAGAUGAGAGCACUGGGAGAUCCACCUACCCCCUGCCCCAUUAAUUAACCCUUUCAAGAGUAGAUUGUUUGGAAUGUUUUUUUUUUACUUUCUCAAAAUUCUAAGUCAGUGUUCUAGAACUCCACUGCUUUCACUUACCAGUAGUGAUUGUGACAUCAGCGUUAGAAUGUUCAGUUAAAAACAUUCCAAGCGCACAUUUGUGAUCGCGCACCAUAAAGGGUUAAAGCCAUACGCAGGGACUUACAAUCAUGGUGGCAAAGGGACUCUCUCCUGCAGGACAUAGACUUGAAAAUCUGGGAUCCUCUGAAAUAAAAAAUAAAUAAAUAAAUACACCAUUACAUAGACAUUGGUGCAUAAAUACUUUAUGUAUGCCAUAAAGCUAUAUUUUGUGAAUAUGUACACACGUACAUUUAUGCAUAAAUCUUAAAUGUUACUGGUUUGUGUUCUAGCAAUGGAGAAACAUAAUUCAACAUGGCCAAGGGCAGGCCUGGCAAAUCCAUAGUAGUGUAAUUAUUCAGAACCAUAGAGUCGCUGUUUUUCUUGAUUCACUUUCUCAUUUUAAGCCUUUAAGUUUGGCCUUGAUGUCUAUGUUCCAAAAUCAACCAGCCAACAAUCUACCAGCAACUUUGAGCACUAAGAAUUACCACACCAGCUUCUGGGGAAGUUUCCAGAAACUUCUCUCACAAUCCUCCAAGAUACAGCAGUGGCCUGGUAGAUCUAAAUAUAUAUAUACAUAUGUAUAUAUUUUAUAAAAUAAAAUUAAAAAUAGCAAUUUCCCAAAAUAUACCUGUUGCUUUGCUACUUGUGUGCUACAGCUAUAUCAGGACUAGCUGAGAUCCACCACAAUCACUGCUUAAGCUCUGUUUAUUUAGCGAUAAGAAAAUGUCAAAGGAUACAUCUAAUGAAAAAAAAAAAAAUCUAUUUUUGUACAAAUGUAAUUCCAUCCUCUGCUUAUAAUGUUCUUAUAUUUUCCUGCUGUGGGCUGUUAUUUGUAAACAUUAUUUGUGUAAAUGUUGAUUUUAAAUGAAAAAAAAAGAAAAGAAAAAAAGAGUACCUUCAAAAUUGAGAACGGGGUGAGGGGGUCCCGCCCCUCCAAACUUUGUCCUGUAUUUUCCCGUUUUCUCUCCGUCGUUUGAAGAUGGGGGUUUUUUGUCUUUAUAUUUUUUUUUUUUUGUUGCCUAUUUUUAAAAGAAAACAAAAAAAAAACAUUGUUCUUUGUGGGUUGUUCUCUGAUGUUCUAUCUUUCAUGAAAAGGAAAAAGAUUAAUAAAAAAUCUUAAAAGAU
Anguilla anguilla (European eel) is the source of this 5779-nucleotide messenger RNA. Its product is annotated as retinoic acid receptor RXR-alpha-A. The transcript is spliced from 11 exons. Gene Ontology annotation, biological process: positive regulation of transcription by RNA polymerase II; anatomical structure development; negative regulation of transcription by RNA polymerase II. Bases 249 to 1757 code for a protein of 502 amino acids. The record is from RefSeq and is a predicted model, not a curated record. Gene Ontology annotation, cellular component: RNA polymerase II transcription regulator complex; nucleus. Gene Ontology annotation, molecular function: retinoic acid-responsive element binding; zinc ion binding; nuclear receptor activity. NCBI's taxonomy places the organism in Eukaryota, Metazoa, Chordata, Actinopteri, Anguilliformes, Anguillidae.